AUGAAUGCCCUGAAUUCCUCCGCCGUCAAGCCCACCCUCCUCCGCCACCCGCAGGCCGUCCCACUCCUCAAUCCCCACCGUCCGUUUUUCUCCAAGCCCUCGUCUCCCCUUUCCCUGAGAUUCCCGCUGCCGGCCCGCCCCCAAUUCUCCAUCUCCUCUCCCGUCAGAGCCUCCCUGCAAAACCCUUACCCCGACGCUCCCGACAGUCGGUCCCCAAACCCCUUCAAUCGUCGAUUCACGGAUGGAAUCGCCCCCCUCAGAUCCACUCUCGCAACCGCCGUCGCCGCCGCGGCACUCGUAUUUGCCGGCCUCUGUCUCCGCACAAAGCCUUCCGUCGCCGAGUCGGUCUUGCCGGCCGCCGGGACCUCCGAGAGGGAUUUCCUUUUUAAGGACGAGGAAAGGGAGAAGCUAAUCGAGGAGAGCCUCCUCUCCAACCCCAACGACGCCGACCAGCUCAAGAACCUGGUGGAGAUCAAGAUCAAGGGCAGGAAGAUUCGGGAAGCCAUCGAGACUAUCGAUAGGCUAAUAGAGCUCGAGCCUGACGAUACCGAGUGGCCCUUGCUGAAGGCCCACCUGCACGCCCAAGAUGGAGAGCUCCAGCUGGCGAAAAACGGGUUCAAUGAGCUCCUCAAUAAAGACCCUUAUCUCGUGGAGGCCUUUCUUGGGCUCGUGACAGUGGCUUCCCAGGAGGAGUCAUCGGGCCACGAGCUGAAAGAUAUCGAGAGGAGGGUCGAGGAGGCCAUGAAAUCGGGCAUGAAGGAAAAGAAAGACAGUAACUUGAGGGAUUUUAAGCUUUUGCUUGCGCAAAUUAAGGUGAUCGAGAGCAAGUAUGAGGAGGCACUGAAGGUUUAUCAGGACUUGGUGAAGGAGGAGCCGAGGGAUUUCAGGCCGUAUUUGUGCCAGGGCAUAAUUUACACAUUGAUGAGGAAAAACGUCGAGGCUGAGAAGAAUUUCGAGAAGUAUAGGAGAUUGGUCCCCAAGGGACACCCUUAUGCAAGCUAUUUUGAUGAUAAUAUGAAUGCGACUAAGAUUAUCGCACAGGCGGCUGAGAAUGAGAGAGCAUGA
This is a messenger RNA of Striga hermonthica, 1065 nucleotides long. The record is from the annotation of a GenBank genome assembly. NCBI's taxonomy places the organism in Eukaryota, Viridiplantae, Streptophyta, Magnoliopsida, Lamiales, Orobanchaceae.